This is a messenger RNA of Staurois parvus, 282 nucleotides long. Lineage: Eukaryota; Metazoa; Chordata; Amphibia; Anura; Ranidae. The record is from the annotation of a GenBank genome assembly.
UUGCGCUUUGUGAUUGGUCCGGUGGCUUCUGGGAUCUGUCAUGUGUCCCAGGUACCGCCUUACCAUUCACAAAAAGCACCGUUUCUAGCGCAUGCGCACUUGGCACCCGGCUGUCAAGCCCAGCACCCACACUACAGAAGCCGGGAAGACAGCGCGCCGCUGGAUAGAGGAACAGGUAAGGUCCAGCUGCAGAGCUGAGUGGCCGGCCCGGUAUUCUGACACGGCGGCGGUGGAAAUACCGGACCGGACGCUCCAUAUUCGCUCCAUAAGACGCACUGACAU